AUGCGUGAAGCUAAGAAAGUUUACUACAAAAGCAAAUUUGACAAACAUCAAAACAAUCCAAAACAGGCUUGGAGGACGAUUAAUGAUAUCCUUAGGAGAAAAAAGAAGGACACAAUGAUUAACGAAUUAAAGCUAGGAAAUGAUACAAUUACUUCUCCUGUGAGAAUGGCUAAUUGUCUUAAUGACUAUUUUACAAGUAUUGGUG
This is a messenger RNA of Paramuricea clavata, 205 nucleotides long. The record is from the annotation of a GenBank genome assembly. NCBI's taxonomy places the organism in Eukaryota, Metazoa, Cnidaria, Anthozoa, Malacalcyonacea, Plexauridae.